ACGCGCCCAACUUUUCGCUGGCAAUUCACGGCCCCGCCCUCGGGUCCCCCGCCGCUGGGCGCCCUUCUGUUUUCUCUUUCGGAGAAAAGACUGCGCUCAAUCUCGACUGGCCGGUGAGCGGAAGAGAGAGGGAGAGUGAGGAGCAGCAAAUUGCGCUGUAGAGGGAGAGGAGGUCGUCUGUGGCCAGGUAGGCAGCUAUGGCGUGCACCGUGGGAGCCGCGGCGGCGGCGUCGCUGGCGCCGUCCACGUGUUGUUCGUUGGCGUCGUCAUCAACGAAGUCCUCGUCGUCGUCUUCCGAGCUUCGCUUCUCCGCCGUUGAUAUGGCGGCGCCGUCGUCCUUCUUUCGGUUUACUCCUGCUGCUGCUGGUAGCAAAUGUUCUUCUUUUCCUCUUUCUUCUUCUUCUUUUCUGAAAUUGAAAAAGAGUGACAAGAAGAAGAAGAUGGGCGGCGGCUCCGCCUUCGGCCCUCGGGCGGCUACUGCGGCGCCCAAGGAGAGGGCAAUUGAGGAGGAGACGAUGGUAGAGGAAACACCCGCAACGCUGCUUCGGGAGAGUGAGCUUGAGAGAGGUGCGAACGGCGACGGCAAGAGCAUGCGAGCGAGAUUCGAGAGGAUGGUGAGGGACGUGCAGGACAGUGUCUGCGCGGCGGUUGAGGAGGUAGACGGUGCGGCUAAGUUCAGAGAAGAUGCCUGGACCAGACCGGGAGGAGGAGGAGGAAUUUCCCGCGUGCUGGCGAAUGGGGCGGUCUGGGAGAAGGCCGGCGUCAACGUGUCGGUCGUUUAUGGCAAAAUGCCGCCAGAGGCGUAUCGGGCGGCGACCGGAGGGUCGCCGGGCCCCAGCGCUAAACCCAUUCCUUUCUUUGCAGCCGGUGUGAGCUCAGUCAUGCAUCCUUGGAAUCCGUUUGCGCCGACAAUGCACUUCAAUUACCGCUAUUUUGAGACAGAAGCUGUUGAAGGUGCGGAUAGUGCACCUAAGGCUUGGUGGUUCGGUGGAGGCACGGACUUGACGCCCUCGUAUCUCUUCGACGAAGAUGUGAAGCACUUCCAUCAGGUUCAGAAAGACGCGUGUGAUAAGCACGACCCAGAGUUUUACCCACGUUUUAAGAAGUGGUGCGACGAGUAUUUCCUUAUCAAGGUUUAUGAUCGUGGAACGACCUUUGGAUUGAAAACUGGUGGCCGAAUCGAGAGUAUUCUGAUGUCACUUCCCUUGACAGCUCGAUGGGAGUAUGAUCAUUCUCCUCCAAAGGGAAGCGAGGAGGCACGCCUGCUGGACGCCUGCAUUAAUCCCAGGGAAUGGGUGUAGUUUUCAUCCCAAUCUACUUGGAUAGGGGCCCCUAAUGCGAUUUAUGUUCAACCAGUGCCUCUUGCAGCAGUUGCUUGCCGUACUUCUCGUGCGCAUUUGAGUCAACCGGUGCCUCUUGCAGCAGUUGUCGUACUUCCGGUGCGUAUCGGAAGUGCAACCGGACGAUGGCUUCGUAUAUAAUUGUAGGGCUAGGGGGGUAUUCAGUUUAGAGCGUCAAAUCCCCAUACUAGGACAGAGUGGAGGUCUCUGUGAAGGUGUUGCAGGGAAUCGAAAGGCGUUGCACUGUAAAUUAGGAGUUGGGUAGAAAGGCGAGUGCUUGCAGAAUAGAAAUGCAAAGUUCAUCCUGCAUGAUAGUGUGCAGGAAAGACUUGGGAGAGAUUUUGCACAAGGGGGAAGUGAUCGUGAACUCUAGCGGCGACUAGUACAGAGUUUAACGGAAGAAGAAAGGGUGUUUCGAGCCCUGCUUGGCUGAUUGUGAAGGCAUGAAAAUUGGCUAGUUGGAGCAGCAGCUAUCAUGAAGAAGAAGAAGAAAGGGUGUUUCAAGCGCUGCGUGGCUGAUCGAAGGCAAGAAAAUUGGUUAGUGCGUCAACGGCACCAAUUGAAUGUGAAUAAUAGCAGUGAAAGUAUUUUUGACAGGGUCUCUUCCAGGCAUAAUUUUCGCUAAAAUAAAAAACUAGCAAUGUACGUUGCAGUGGAAGGAGGUCGAGAUUGACCGAGUUUUUAGACGUUGUGGUCUGUUCAUUGGGGAGGCACUGUGGGCAUUCUUCUCAAUGCAUAGACUGUUGUUAUAGAUGCGUGUGUCACAUGACAGGAAAAGGAGCCAUAUUUUGUUCUUUUCUGUUUCUCUUUCCUUUUCUUUGGGCUUGUGAUUCGCCGGUUUUUGGUGAAGUUUUCCAAAAAAGGUGUUUUUUUUUUUGUGUCGUUAAGGCACUGGUGACUCUUCUUAUUCGUCAGACUUUUUCUUCGUUAAGGAACUGGUGACCUUCUUACUCGUCGAUGAGUCGUCGGACUUUUUCUCUGUCAAUGACGAUGUGUAUUUCUGAGGAAGGGCUGUGUUGCUUCUAUGUUCCGCGUGUGCUUUUUUUCCUUUUCUUUUUUUCUUUUUCCUUUUUCUCUCUUUAGAAAGGGUUGCCAUGUUUCUUUCAUCAUGUCUUUUGUCUUGGCCUGGUAUUAUUUCUUGUUGUGGUUGAAGGGGUUUUGCAUUUUUGAAUUUUCUUUUUAAUAACAAAAUUAAUCUCAUAUU
This is a messenger RNA of Chara braunii, 2544 nucleotides long. The record is from the annotation of a GenBank genome assembly. NCBI's taxonomy places the organism in Eukaryota, Viridiplantae, Streptophyta, Charophyceae, Charales, Characeae.